UCAUAACCCCGCAGCAGCGUCGAAAACAGGUGGUGGGGCUAGGAUAGUGACCAUGUCAAGUACAUUCCCACUUCAGCACUUCUACAGGACACUGCGCAGUUUGGAGCAGAGCGGGCUCGAAGGAAAGAAUAUCUCUGUGAUGAAAAAAGGUCUGAAAAUGACAGUGCUGCUGUGGACUUUUGUUGGAAGCCUCUUCUUCGUUCCCGCAUUGAAGACAAUGGCUGAAGCGCGAGGGAUGACAACACCGGAGCCUCGGCUACCAAGAGAGCGCAAGACUGCGGAAGGCUUUUCGAAACCAUGCAGCAAUUUAUCACAAGUGUGCUCAAGGGACCCUGACUGCUGCGACGUGUGGCUUUGCGUAAACAACCGGUGCAAAGUUUACGAGCCAUUGACGGAAAAUCUUGGAUUAACCACCGAGGGCAGCUGAGAAAGUGGGGCUCCCGCUGGGCGAAAAACAAUUGGGGAUACCUUCCUAACUAAUUCGAAAAUGGCUUACAACCUUGUCGACACCAUACGACACUAGCUCUUUCUUCAUGCCCGAUAG
Messenger RNA from Dermacentor andersoni, 544 nucleotides. RefSeq lists its product as uncharacterized. The record is from RefSeq and is a predicted model, not a curated record. Lineage: Eukaryota; Metazoa; Arthropoda; Arachnida; Ixodida; Ixodidae.